Peniophora sp. CBMAI 1063 is the source of this 1074-nucleotide messenger RNA. NCBI's taxonomy places the organism in Eukaryota, Fungi, Basidiomycota, Agaricomycetes, Russulales, Peniophoraceae. The record is from the annotation of a GenBank genome assembly.
AUGGCAUUCGCCGCUCUCCUCACUUUCGUCGCUCUCGCCACUGCCGCUAGCGCCGCCGUCACUAAGCGCGUUACCUGCGCCGACGGUAACGUCACGGCCAACGAGGCGUGCUGCAUCCUCUUCCCCAUCCUCGACGACCUUCAGGCGAACCUGUUCGACAAUGGCGGUUGCGGUGAGGAUGUGCACGAGUCUCUCCGUCUGACGUUCCACGACGCCAUCGGGUUCUCGCUGCACAACUCUUCCGUCGGUACCGGCGCCGACGGAUCCAUUGCCAUCUUCGAGAACAUCGAGGCUAACUUCCAUGCCAGCAUCGGUGUUGACGAGAUCAUCAACGAGCAGAAGCCGUUCCUCGCCCGCCACCCCGAGAUCAACACCGCAGACUUCAUCCAGUUUGCAGGUGCAGCGGGUGUAUCCAACUGCCCCGGUGCUCCGCAGCUGCAGUUCUUGCUCGGCCGCGUGGAUGCGACGGCCCCCGCCGUUGACAAGACCAUCCCGGAGCCCUUCGACACGGUCGACACGAUCCUGGAUCGUUUCGCUGACGCCGGCUUCACUCCGGCCGAGGUCGUUGCUCUUCUAGCUUCGCACACUGUUGCUGCCGCUGAUGAGGUCGACCCAACCAUCCCUGGCACACCCUUCGACAGCACGCCCUCUACCUUCGACACCCAGUUCUUCGUCGAGACGCAACUGCGCGGCACGCUCUUCCCCGGUACUGCUGGCAACCAAGGCGAGGUUGAGUCUCCCCUCAAGGGCGAGAUGCGUCUGCAGUCCGACUCUGAGCUGGCGCGCGACUCUCGCACUGCAUGCCUCUGGCAGGCGAACGUCAACAGCCAGGCGCACAUGAUGAGCACCUUCGCCGCGGCUAUGGCCAAGCUCGCCGUUCUCGGGCAGGACACGAGCAAGAUGGUGGACUGCUCCGACGUCCUCCCCCGCGUCAAGCCAUUCACUGCUGCCGCGACCUUCCCCGCCGGUCUCUCCAAUGCCGAUGUCGAGCAGGCGUGUGCUACCUCUGCUUUCCCCACCCUCAAGACCGACCCCGGCCCGGCCACCUCUGUUGCCCCUGUCCCUCCUUCGUAA